Molecule: messenger RNA, 1290 nt
Organism: Lolium rigidum
Lineage: Eukaryota; Viridiplantae; Streptophyta; Magnoliopsida; Poales; Poaceae
Exons: 2
Coding region: 367-834 (155 amino acids)
Source: RefSeq, a predicted model, not a curated record
UCCAUUGAUUGCCAAAUUUCGCUUGCUUCCCCUCCUCCCCGACCAAAUCCCCCCGACGGCGGCAGCAUCAUAGUCGGCGAUCUGAGCGGCGGCGUUCGCAGAGGCGAGUGGGACGGGUCAGCUGGACUGCACAGCGGUGGCCCGGUGGCUGUGCGCCGAGGAGCGAGGGCGUCCACGGAGGCGGCGAGCUAGUCGGCGGGGAACUGCACGCAGGAGGCGAGCUGAGAGGCGCGACCUCCACGAUGGAGUGAACAAGCAUGACCACGCACGGAGAAACAGAGCACUGAGCGUGGCGGCGUGAACAGAGCUACGCGUUUGAGGGGAGCCAAGGUGUCUGGGCCGCCGCACGCCCGCCCGCCGGUAACGAUGGAGGCCAAAACAGAUCUUGACAUUAGCCGGAAGCCGGAGCGGCCGCCGUCCAAAUUCCCCACGGAUGGCUCCUCAAUUGACUUUGGGACAUUUGAUAAGCACGGCUUCAUCUACGUUCCACCCGUCAUUGGGGAACAGUGUCAGUCUGCACCUGUCACGGAGGAUUCUGCUGCUGCAACACAAGCGUCCUCGCUGCAAGAGAGCGACUCCUCCAACAAAAUUGCGCCGCCAGGGGAUGCGUCACCAGGGAAAGGUGAUACGCCGGACCCUGGUGAAUCUGUUGGAGAUGUCAUGGCUGAUAAGUUGACAGAGCGCAAGUUGGAUGUUGAUUCACCAGAAAUCAUUACAGGGGGUUUCCACAGAGCCAAGCUGAUGGACAAUUUGAGGUGCCUUGCGGAGAUUAACAAAAUGUCAAACGGGAUUAGGAGGAAGAAGAGGAAAACAAGUGGUGGACAAGCUAUAUAGUUCCUUACCAAAUGCUCCAACUAGUACUACAACGUGCUGCACAUUUGUUCCAGAUGGGAUUUCCCCGCAGCUUGCUAUGGUUCGCCAUCUAAAUCACUGGAAGAAAGAUGGCCCAAGGUGCUAGGCCUCACUCUGAGACAUUACAAUCGAUCUUAUGGCGUUCUGAUGAAGUCGGACGAGAUUGACAGUGAAAGUUUCCAAGGGGUGGAUAUUGGGAGCGGGCCUAAAUGGGAUGGAAUACGGCAGAAGUAUAAAGAUCUGUUUGAUUAGUUUACUGAUACCAUGAAGGAUUUAUUCGGUAUGAUCCUAGUUCAUGGAACUUCUCCUUUUCUUGUCUGUCUUCAUGUCUACAGCUUGCAAUAAACAAAAGAUGACACAGGAAGUGAAAUGCACUUCUAUGCACUCAGCCCUUUUCUAUUAUGGAAGCUGCACCGACAUGGCACUAUUUCGCCUUUA